CGCCCACGAGGGCAACCAAAUAAACGUCUUUGCCAUCUCUUCAUUCCUGUCAACCGGGUCAGCCGUGAUUAUCCAGCAGCACUAGGCUUGAAACCAAUUAACACUCUAUUAAUAGAGCGAAUACUAUCCAAGUGAAGUGGACACAUGCCGUCUGCGUCUGGAGAGUUCGGCAAUGGCGAUGCAGCCCCGACUCACGAGGAGGUCAAGACCGCCAUUGACCAGGCCACCGCAAAAAUGGAGAGCAUGAUGACGGAAAAGUUAGGGACCGUCAUGGAAGCCCUGCCUCGGAUAGUGCCCGAGACACCGCCCGCUGGAAGUACGACCGGAGCGGGCGGCGGGGGAGAGUCACGGGGGGGAAGGCACGCCCCUCCCGGCGCUAGUCGUGUGGAUCAAGCGCCGAUCACCGGACAGGGGCUCGAGGGAGAACGAAGACUGCCGGACACAUCCCCGCAAGGACCCACGCUGCCGUCUGCGGGGGACGUGUCGCGCGAAAGUGCAACCAGUGACCCGCCGGCACGGCACGACCCAACCAUGAAGGCCCGGAUCCCACGCCUCAAGCAGCUAAUCUUCGAUGGCCAAGGAAUGAACUGGCUAAUGUUCAAGAACGACUUCAUGGCGCAGGUGCAAACGUGCAGAAUGAUGCAUGCUCUGAACGAUAGCCGAGACAUUGAGAUCCAAGGGAUGNAGUCGUGUGGAUCAAGCGCCGAUCACCGGACAGGGGCUCGAGGGAGAACGAGGACUGCCGGACACAGCCCCGCAAGGACCCACGCUGCCGCCCGGAUCCCACGCCUCAAGCAGCUAAUCUUCGAUGGCCAAGGAAUGAACUGGCUAAUGUUCAAGAACGACUUCAUGGCGCAGACGAUUAAGGCGCGUGAGUGGGAGCUCGGCCUGAUUACUGAGGCUCAGAGGUGCAAAGAGAGCAAAACGGUCGAACCCCCGUUCCUGGGAUACAGGCUGUUUCGAAGUGUGUGCGGAGAGUUCCUGGGCUGCUUGCUCUUCCUGUUCAUGGCAAUCACGGUCGCCCGACUGGCGGGAAACAGAGAAGACGGUGACGCCGCGGCGGAGCAGUCAGCGGCUAUCUUCAUGAUAUCUUCCGCCUUCGGUCUAUCGAUCUUCGUGCUUGUCUACAUAUUUGCGGACGUUUCCGGCGCCCACCUCAACCCGGCGGUAUCUAUGAGUCUCCUUGUCGGGAAACGGAUUUCAAUUGAGCGGUUCGGACUCUACGUUGUAGCUCAGAUGGCAGGCGGUGUUAUUGGAGCGUCAAUGGCCAACUCUUUUCCCAGCACAACCGGCGGCGGUUUUAACGCAAUCGCGGACGGUGUUUCGGCUAUCGAGGCUUUCGGUGCUGAAGUUCUGUGCACCUUCCUGCUGGUAGUAACGGUCUUUACCGCCUGCGACGGUGAGCUCGGUCGCAAGAACGCCCACACCGGGCCCCUCCUCCCGCUCGUCAUCGGGAUGGCCGUCUUGAUCGCUCACCUGGUGCUGAUUCCCAUUGACGGGUGUUCCAUAAACCCGGCUCGCUCGUUCGCCACCGCCGUGAUCAACAAUAAGUGGGACGACCAUUGGGUAUUCUGGGUUGGUCCCCUCCUCGGCGGUGUCCUCGGGACAGCCACCUGGGAGGCCAUCCUUCGCCCCGACCAGACGGUCGACGAUGAACACGAGGUGUUCCUGGACAUGAAGAAGGAAGAGUUGGGCACCGAUGCCUAACACUCAUCGGGCGUUCAUCUAAACACAGAAUAUUUUUCAGACGGAUGCGGCGAAAAUUAGGACGCACCUUGCUAUUCGAAGAACUGCGGUGUGUCCGUACAUGCUAUAUUGUUGAAUGGUGUAGAGCUUAAGAACAUUUUUUUCGCCGAAACGAGUUUCUUCGCUGAACGCACGGAGCACGGUUGCUAGCGGGGGUAAGGGGGGUCCGCUCAGAGUUGUGGUUUUGGAUAUUAUUAAUUUCAUUCAUUGCGGGACCGAGUCUACACCUUUCGAAUUGUUUGAGGCACCAGCCAGGGUCACACAGGAUUGUCUUCCUUUCCUCCAGUGGUGCUAGCCUGCAAUUCUUAGCGCAAAAAGGGCUCGGCAGUGACACUGGUCUUGGUCAGAGGAGGGUGGAUUCUCACGUAUGACUGUACACUCGAGAAGUACGCUGAUGAUAUCAAGAUGGUGUGGCGAGGACGUUUCCCUGCGAUGACUGUCCUGCGUCGAAUGCAGACGGCGGGACCCGAGCACCGCGCUAGCGAAGGCUACCAACGGCUCGGUGAAGAGUAUGAACACCUUUAUCUGUUCCAGUGGCACUCUGUGGGUUUUAACCGGCUUGCAGUAAAUCCUAUCGACCCUGACGGCCUGACGCAAGGAACGCACUGCUUCAUGGACCGAGGUACCGGAGCCGCAGGUGGACACGCCUGGGCCUCGCCUGCUUCCGCUGCAGAGGAAGACGCCCUGGAUUCCAGCGUUCCAGCGCCAACAGCAAGGCGACGACAAGGAAGAAAAGGAGGCGCAAACAAAGGGACAGAAAUUCUGUGGAAAACGAGUUUUCGGAUGAGAUGCGUGCUCUGGACGCCGGGGACGAACCGAUGACGAGAUCCUCGUGGCACUUUCAUCCCCUGAAAGAUAUUCCCCGUCGGGGGGCUCGGAGCCUGUGCCGAUUGUUCUUCGAAUAGGGAUGGGUUGGCUAGAAACGGCCAUCGCGCAACAGGCUCAACCGCGCACGCCACACCUGCCUGUACUCUACGGCUUCACAGCUUCCUCGACAGCGAAGACACAAAAUGUGGCGUGAAACACGCUAUCAGUGACCGAGACCUCGACCGAGGGGUCUUGGGCUCCGAUAGUACAUCUUGGGACAACAAGAUGGUGCUCCCUGGAUGCCUAGGAGGGGCAAUAUGAGAAGGAGGGAGGGGCACAAGCUGAGGGGGGGGGUGGUAUCCCAGGAGGUUAGGGGAACGAGAGCAGCUGGGGGGGACGAUUUGGUGUGCUGAAUCGCUGAAAAUGAUUCUGAAGAGAGCAGGAACGCACAGAGAACACCGAGGAACGGGGGGGGGGUACUUGAACAGGAGCUAUACAUACGUUGAAGGGUGUAUUCAACUAAGAAGUUGCUGCGCCGGAAUUAGAGAUGGGGGACAGGAAACGCAAGCAAGCGAGGAUUGCGUAUGUAUGCAAGGACAUGUUGUUGUUGGAGUACAAUGACUGAUGAUGCCGUGUACGAAGAAGGAGUUUGUGCGGAGAAUCAAACAUUGAUAGUCAAAUUUCCUGUAUAGACUACUCUACGCGUAUAGGUGAGGGUGGGUGAAUUCAUGCAACGAACCUUGGACUCCACAACAAGCCAAUAUGGUGACAAUUCCGCACAAUAGCCACGGAGUUCUCUGUUUUAUCGUGGCGGCCUUGCACCAAUGACAGCAAGGAGGGGGUAGAGGAGGGAAGUUUGCAGGGGAGUCUACUGUACAGGGAGGGGUGGAAGUGUUGUGCCCAUGUGGUGAACCCCGACCCCUACACAUACAUGCAUGAUGACGAUUCGGCACAAUCGCCACGGAGAUGGCCUUGCACCAAUGGGAGGGUGGAAGAGGGGAAAUUGCAA
This is a messenger RNA of Ectocarpus sp. CCAP 1310/34, 3562 nucleotides long. NCBI's taxonomy places the organism in Eukaryota, Phaeophyceae, Ectocarpales, Ectocarpaceae. The record is from the annotation of a GenBank genome assembly.